AUGGCACCGCCGCCGCCGCCCGUCCGGUCCCCGCUGCUGCCGCUGCCGCUGCUGCUGCUGCUGCUGGCCGCCACCCCGGCGCUGCCCGCGCUGGCGCUCCUCCGGGCGGCCGCCUGGGAGCCGCGCGCACCCGCCUGGACCGCCGCGCUGGACGUGAGGGGCGGCUGUGCGCGCCUGGGGGGCCGCCCGCUGCCGCUGCCGCUGCGCCUGGCCGCCCGGGCCGCCCCGAGCCUCCGCCUGCGGGUCCGCGCGCUCGGCCCGGGCUGCGGCUCCCACGCGCGGCGCGGACUCGGGUGGAGCGCGGAGCUGCGCGCGCGCGCCGUGCUCACGGGUCCCGGGCCCGGCGCGCGGCUCUGCUUCCCCGCCCCGGGUGGAGCCGGCGGCGACGGCUCCUGGGGGGCCGCGCUCUCGGCGCCCACCGGCUCCCCCGCCUGCAGGUGCCCGUCGUGGCACUCGGGGCCCGUCCGCCUGCGCCUCCGGUGCGCCCUGCGGGUGGAGCUGGCCCUGGAGGCGGCCGAGUCGACGCCCUCCCCGGAGCCGCCGCCGCCGCCGCCGCCGUCGUCUCCGGCGGGGGCCGGGCCCGCGCGCCGGGCCCGACGGGGCGCAGCGCCCGGCGGCGGCUUGGGCAACACGAGCCCGCAGUUCCCGCUGCCCAGUUACCAGGUGUCCGUGCCCGAGAACGAGCCGGCGGGCACCGCGGUCAUCGAGCUGCGCGCCCACGACCCCGACCCCGGCGACGCGGGCCGCCUGGCCUACCAGAUGGAGGCGCUCUUCGACGAGCGCUCGGGCGGCUACUUCGCCAUCGACGCGGCCACGGGCGCCGUGCGCACCGCGCGCGCCCUGGACCGCGAGACCAAGGACACGCACGUGCUCAAGGUGAGCGCCGUGGACCACGGCUCCCCGCCGCGCUCGGGCGCCACCUACCUCACCGUCACCGUGGGCGACACCAACGACCACGGCCCCGUGUUCGAGCAGUCCGAGUACCGCGAGCGCGUGCGGGAGAACCUGGAGCUGGGCUACGAGGUGCUGACCAUCCGCGCCACGGACGGCGACGCGCCCUCCAACGCCAACAUGCGCUACCGGCUGCUGCGCGGCGCGGGCGGCGUCUUCGAGAUCGACCCGCGCUCCGGCGUGGUGCGCACCCGCGCCGCCGUGGACCGCGAGCAGGCGGCCGCCUACCAGCUGCUGGUGGAGGCCACGGACCAGGGCCGCCACCCGGGCCCGCUGAGCGCCACGGCCACGGUGCACAUCGCCGUGGAGGACGAGAACGACAACUACCCGCAGUUCAGCGAGCCGCGCUACGUGGUGCGGGUGCGCGAGGACGUGGCGGUCAACACGCAGGUGCUGCGCGUGCAGGCCACGGACCGCGACCAGGGCCCCAACGCCGCCGUCCACUACAGCAUCGUCAGCGGCAACCUGCGCGGCCAGUUCUACCUGCACGCGCUCAGCGGGCGGCUGGACGUCAUCAACCCGCUGGACUUCGAGGCCAUCCGCGAGUACACGCUGCGCGUCAAGGCGCAGGACGGCGGCCGGCCGCCGCUCACCAACGCCUCGGGGCUGGUGUCCGUGCAGGUGCUGGACGUGAACGACAACGCGCCCAUCUUCGUCAGCAGCCCCUUCCAGGCCGCCGUGCUGGAGAACGCGCCGCCGGGCCACUCGGUGCUGCACGUCCAGGCGGUGGACGCCGACUCGGGGGAGAACGCGCGGCUGCGCUACCGCCUGGUGGACACGUCCGGCGCGGGGUCCCCCUCCGGACCAGGCCUUGGCGGCGGCGGCGACGGCGGCGACCCCAGCCCCGACUUCCCCUUCCAGAUCCACAACAGCUCCGGCUGGAUCACCGUGCGCGCCGAGCUGGACCGCGAGACGCUGGAGCACUACAGCUUCGGCGUGGAGGCCGUGGACCACGGCUCGCCGCCCCUGAGCUCCUCGGCCAGCGUGUCCGUGACGGUGCUGGACGUGAACGACAACGACCCGGCCUUCACGCAGCCCGCCUACGAGCUGCGGCUCAACGAGGACGCGGCGGUGGGCAGCAGCGUGCUGACCCUGCGCGCCCUGGACCGCGACGCCAACAGCGUGGUCACCUACCAGCUCACGGGCGGCAACACCCGCAACCGGUUCGCGCUCAGCAGCCAGAGCGGCGGCGGCCUCAUCACGCUGGCCCUGCCGCUGGACUACAAGCAGGAGCGCCAGUACGUGCUGUCCGUCACCGCGUCGGACGGCACGCGCUCCCACACGGCGCAGGUCUUCAUCAACGUCACCGACGCCAACACGCACCGGCCCGUCUUCCAGAGCUCCCACUACGCCGUGAGCGUCCGCGAGGACUGUCCGGCCGGCACCGCCGUCACCACCGUCAGCGCCACGGACGAGGACACGGGCGAGAACGCGCGCAUCACCUACGUCUUGGAGGACCCCGUGCCCCAGUUCCGCAUCGACCCCGACGCGGGCACCAUCUACACCACCGCCGAGCUGGACUACGAGGACCAGGCGGCCUACACGCUGGCCGUCACGGCGCGCGACCACGGCAUCCCGCAGAAGUCGGACACCACGUCCCUGGAGAUCCUGGUCCUCGACGCCAACGACAACGCGCCGCGCUUCCUGCGCGACCUGUACCAGGGCUCCGUGCUGGAGGACGCGCCGCCGUCCACCAGCGUCCUGCAGGUGUCCGCCAACGACCGCGACUCGGGCCCCAACGGCCGCCUCGUCUACACCUUCCAGGGCGGCGUGGACGGCGACGGCGACUUCUACAUCGAGCCCACGUCGGGCGUCAUCCGCACCCAGCGGCGGCUGGACCGGGAGAACGUGGCCGUGUACCACCUCCGGGCGCUGGCCGUGGACCGCGGCAGCCCGGCGCCCCUCAGCGCCUCGGUGGACGUCCAGGUGACCGUCCUGGACAUCAACGACAACCCGCCCGUCUUCGAGAAGGACGAGCUGGAGCUGUGGGUGGAGGAGAACAGCCCGGUGGGCUCGGUGGUGGCCCGGAUUCGCGCCCGGGACCCCGACGAGGGCCCCAACGCCCAGAUCAUGUACCAGAUCGUGGAAGGCAACGUGCCCGAGGUCUUCCAGCUGGACCUGCUGAGCGGGGACCUGCGGGCGCUGGCCGAGCUGGACUUCGAGGUGCGGCGCGAGUACGUGCUGGUGGUGCAGGCCACCUCGGCCCCGCUGGUGAGCCGGGCCACCGUGCGCGUCCGCCUCGUGGACCAGAACGACAACGCGCCGGAGCUGCCCGACUUCCAGAUCCUCUUCAACAACUACGUGACCAACAAGUCCAGCAGUUUCCCCACGGGCGUCAUCGGCCGCGUCCCGGCGCACGACCCCGACUUCUCCGACCGCCUCAGCUACGCCUUCGUGCGGGGCAACGAGCUGCAGCUGCUGCUGCUGAACCCGGCCACGGGCGAGCUGCGCCUCAGCCGGAACCUGGACAACAACCGGCCACUGGAGGCGCGCAUGGAGGUGGCUGUUUCCGACGGUGUCCACAGCGUGUCGGCCCUCUGCACGCUGCGGGUGACGGUCAUCACGGACGCUAUGCUGAGCAGUAGCAUCACGGUGCGUCUAGAGAACAUGUGGCAGGAGCGCUUCCUGUCGCCGCUGCUCGGGCUCUUCGUGGAAGGGGUGGCCGCCGUGCUGUCCACCUCCAAGGACCACGUAUUCGUCUUCAACGUCCAGAACGACACGGACGUGCACACGGCCAUUCUCAACGUCAGCUUCUCGGCGCUGCAGCCCGGCGGUGGCCGCGAGGAGCGCUUCUUUGCCUCCGAGGACCUGCAGGAACGCCUCUACCUCAACCGCUCGCUGCUGGCGGCCGUGUCCACGCAGCGGGUGCUGCCCUUCGACGACAACAUCUGCUUGCGCGAGCCCUGCGAGAACUACAUGAAGUGCGUGUCUGUGCUGCGCUUCGACAGCUCCGCGCCCUUCCUCAGCUCAGCCACCGUGCUCUUCCGGCCCAUCCACCCCGUCGCUGGGCUGCGGUGUCGCUGUCCACCCGGCUUCACCGGCGACUACUGCGAGACCGAGAUCGACCUCUGCUAUUCCAGCCCCUGCGGGCCCCACGGACGCUGCCGUCGGCGUGAGGGCGGCUAUACCUGCGAGUGCUUGCAGGACUUCACGGGGGAGCACUGUGAGGUGAGCGUGCGCUCGGGGCGCUGCACCAACGGCGUGUGCCGGAAUGGGGGCACGUGUGUGAACCUGCUCGUCGGGGGCUUCCACUGCGUGUGCCCCCCGGGCGCCUACGAGCGGCCCUACUGCGAGGUGACCACACGCACCUUCCCGCCCCGCUCCUUCGUCACCUUCAGAGGCCUGCGCCAACGUUUCCACUUCUCCGUCUCGCUCACGUUCGCCACGCAGGAGAGGGACGCGCUGCUGUUGUACAACGGGCGUUUCAACGAGAAGCACGAUUUCAUCGCUCUGGAGAUCGUGGGCGAGCAGGUGCAGCUCACCUUCUCCGCAGGAGAGACGACAACCACAGUGGCCCCACAGGUCCCCGGGGGCGUGAGUGACGGGCGGUGGCACAGCGUGCAGGUGCAAUAUUACAACAAGCCCCACAUCGGCCGCCUAGGCCUGCCGCAUGGGCCGUCGGGUGAGAAGGUGGCUGUGGUGGCCGUGGACGGCUGUGACAGCGCCGUGGCUGUGCGUUUCGGCCGCCUCGUUGGCAACUACAGCUGUGCUGCGCAGGGGACCCAGAGCGGCUCCAAGAAGUCCCUGGAUCUGACAGGGCCGCUGCUCCUCGGGGGCGUCCCCGACCUGCCCGAAGACUUCCCUGUGCACAACCGGCACUUUGUGGGCUGCAUGCGGGACCUGGCGGUGGACGGGCAGCGCGUGGACAUGGCCAGCUUCAUCGCCAACAACGGCACCAGGGCGGGCUGCACGGCCCAGAGGAACUUCUGCGAGGGGAGCUGGUGCCAGAACGGGGGCACCUGCGUGAGCCGGUGGGGGACCUACCUGUGCACCUGCCCGUUGCGAUUCGGGGGCAAGAACUGCGAGCAAGCUAUGCCUCAUCCCCAGCGCUUCAGCGGAGACAGCCUGGUGGCCUGGCAGGACCUGGAUGUGACGGUGUCAGUGCCUUGGUUCCUGGGCCUCAUGUUCAGGACGCGCAGAGACGGGGUCCUGCUGGACGCCUGGGCAGGCGCUUCCUCCCGCCUCCUCCUGCAGAUCCUGGACGACCACAUCCACUUUGAGGUGUCCCACGGCCCCGCCGACGUGGCCUCCAUGCGGCUGGCCCGGACCCGCGUGACGGACGGGGCGUGGCGCCAUCUGCUGGUGGAGCUCCGGAGCGCCAAGGAGGGCAAAGACGUCACCUACCUGGCGGUGGUGACCUUGGACUACGGGAUGGAGCAGGGUGCUCUGCAAAUUGGGAACCAGCUCCCUGGGCUGAAGAUGAGGCGUGUGGUCGUCGGGGGCAUCUCUGAGGACCAGGUGUCCGUGCGACGAGGCUUCUGGGGUUGCAUGCAGGGGGUACGGAUGGGGGAAACGGCCACCAACCUGGCCACGCUGGACAUGAAGGACGCCGUCAAGGUUGGGGUGACAGAGGGCUGCACCCAGGAGGACCCCUGCAGCUCCAGCCCGUGCCCUGCACACAGCCGCUGUCACGACAUGUGGGACAGCUACGCCUGCGUCUGUGACCGAGGCUACUUCGGGCGCCGGUGCGUGGACGUGUGUGAGCUGAACCCCUGCGAGCACGUGGCGGCCUGCGUGCACAGCUCCAGCUCCCCGCAGGGCUACACAUGCGAGUGUGGCAGCAGCCACCGAGGCCGCUACUGUGAGGACAGGAUAGACCUUCCCUGCCCCCGAGGCUGGUGGGGGAACCCCGUGUGUGGACCCUGCCUUUGUGCUGUGGACAAGGGCUUCGACCCCGACUGCAACAAGACCAACGGCGAGUGUCGAUGUAAGGAGAACCACUACCGGCCGCCAGAGCAGGACGCCUGCCUGCCCUGUGAGUGCUUCCCUGCAGGCUCACACAGUCGCACCUGCCACGCCGACACGGGCCAGUGCUCCUGCAAGCCCGGCGUCCUGGGCCGCCAGUGCGACCGCUGUGACAACCCGUUCGCCGAAGUCACCAUGCUGGGCUGCGAGGUAAUCUACAGUGGGUGUCCCCGGGCAUUCGAGGCUGGCAUCUGGUGGCCGCAGACCAAGUUUGGACAGCCGGCAGCGGUGCCCUGCCCCAAGGGGUCCGUGGGAAACGCCGUGCGGCACUGCAGCGGGGACAGGGGCUGGCUGCCCCCCGAACUCUUCAACUGCACCAGCAAUGCCUUCGUGGAGCUCAAAGCCAUGAGCGAGAAGCUCAGCCGUAAUGAGACGCAGAUGGACGGCUCCAGGGCCCUGCAGCUGGCCCGGGCACUGCACAAUGCCACACGGCACACGGGCACCCUUCUGGGGGGCGACGUGCUUGCGGCCUACCAGCUGCUGAGCCGCGUCCUGCAGCACCAGAGCAGUCGGCAGGGUUUCGAGCUGGCAGCCACGCAGGACGCACACUUCCACGAGGACGUGGUGCAGACUGGCAGCGCCCUCCUGGCGCCCAGCACGCGGCCGUCGUGGGAGCAGAUCCACCGAAGUGAGGCCGGUGCCGGGCAGCUCCUGCGUCACCUAGAGGCCUACUUCAGCACUGUGGCGGCCAAUGUGCAGCGGACGUACCUCAGGCCCUUCGUCCUGGUCACCCCCAACCUGAUCCUGGCUGUGGAUGUCUUUGACAAGCUCAACUUCUCGGGUGCCAGGGUGCCCUUGCUGCAGGGCGCCCUCCAGGAGGUCCCCAGAGACCUGGCAGCUUCUGUGGUUUUCCCGGCCGACUUCUUCAUGGAGGCCCCGCGGAGAGAGGGUCCCACCAUGAGACCGGCCGGCAGGAAGGACGGCCCCCCGCAGACGGUGCCCCUGACGCCCAGCACCGAGCCCGAAGCCAUGGCCAAGAGGCAGAAGAGGCGCCCAGAUGAGCCCAGCCAGGCCGCCGUGGCCCUUGUCCUCGUGUACCGGACGCUGAGCCAGCUCCUUCCUGAGCACUAUGACCCUGAUCGCCGCAGCCUGCGGCUCCCCAACCGGCCCGUCAUCAACUCACCGAUGGUGAGCGCCGUAGUGCACAGUGAGGAUGGCCCCCGUCCCGGUCCCCAGGACUGGCCCGUGAUGGUUGACUUUGCCCUGCUGGAGACCGAGGCCCGAACCAAGCCCGUGUGUGUGUUCUGGAACCACUCGAUCAUGUAAGGAGGGACCGGAGGCUGGUCAGCCCGGGGCUGCGAGCUGGUGGCCCGGAACCGCACCCACGUCUCCUGCCGCUGUGAACACGCAGCCAGCUCUGCUGUUCUCAUGGAUGUCUCGAGACGCGAGCACGGCGAGGUCCUGCCCCUGCGGAUCGUCACCUACGCAGCUGUGUCGCUGUCCCUGGCCGCCCUGCUGCUGGCCUUCGUGCUGCUGGCGCUGGCCCGCUCGCUGCGCUCCAACCUGCUGGGCAUCCACCGGAAUCUGGUGGUCGCCCUGUUCUUCUCGCAGCUGGUGUUCGUGGUGGGCAUCGCGCAGACCCGGAGGCCGUUCCUGUGCACCGUCAUCGCCAUCCUGCUGCACUUCGUGUACAUGAGCGCCUUCGCCUGGACGCUGGUGGAGAGUCUACACGUGUACCGCAUGCUCACCGAGCCACGCAACAUCGACGCGGGGCCCAUGCGCUUCUACUACGUCGUGGGCUGGGGCCUCCCGGCUGUCAUCACGGGACUUGCAGUGGGCCUGGACCCCCAAGGCUACGGGAACCCCGACUUCUGCUGGCUUUCCCUGCGCGACACCCUCAUCUGGAGCUUUGUGGGGCCCGUUGGCGCUGUCAUCAUCGUGAACUCGGUUCUCUUCGUGCUGUCAGCCCGCGUGUCCUGUCAGAGGAAACGCCAGUACUAUGAGCGCAAAGCGGUCGUCCCCCUGCUCAGAUCCGCCUUCGUCCUGCUGCUACUGGUCAGCGCUGCCUGGCUGCUGGGUCUUGUGGCCGUCAACAGUGACGCCCUGGCCUGUCACUACCUCUUCGCUGUCUUCAGCUGCCUGCAGGGGGUCUCGGUGCUCCUGUUCCACUGUGCCCUCAACACGGACGUGCGCCGCCACCUACGGGGGGUCUUGUCCGGGAAGAAGCCCCACCCCGACGACUCGGCCACCACCAAGGCCACACUGCUCACGCGCUCCCUCAACUGCAACAACACAUACAGCGAAGAUCCCGGCUUGCUGCGCACAGCCCUGGGCGAGUCCACGGCCUCACUGGACAGCGCCUGCAGGGAUGAAGGCGGCCCGAAGCUCAGCGUGACCAGUAGGCCAGCGCGGGGCGGGGUGCCCUGUGCCUCCAAGAAGGCCCACGGCCCUGACUCCGACUCAGACAGCGAGUUGUCUCUGGAUGAGCAGAGCAGCUCUUACGCCUCCUCCGCCUCCUCAGACAGCGAGGACGACCGGGCAGAGUCUGGGGACAGGAAGGGCCCCAUGCACAGCACUCCCAAAGUGGACAUCGUGGCCACCAACCACGUGGCCACCAGCUGGCCCGACGAGAGCCUGGGCGGAAGUGACAGUGAGGAGCCGGGGGGCGAGAAUCACGGCCUGAAGGUGGAGACGAGGCUCAGCGUGGAGCUGCACCCGGAGAGCGGGGCCCCCCCGAGACCCCCUGAGCAGAGGAAAGGCAUCCUGAAGAACAAGGCCACGUACCCGCCACCCCUCUGCGAGCGGCCGCUCCGGGCCCGGCUUCGUGGCAAGCUGUCUGAGUUCGGACCGAGCCCCUCGUGCUCCCGCGCGUCCACCCCGGACGGUGCCGUGGCCGGCAAGGAGCCACGCGGGGAGCAGCCGGGCCGUGAGCACCUCAAUGGGGCGGCCAUGAGCGUGCGGGCGGGCAGUGCCCAAGCCGAAGGCUCAGGGUCUGAAGGCAGUAACGAAACUUCAAUUUGAACCAUCAGGAAGUCGUGACACUUUGCCUUCACCUGCAUGUCCGAAUCACAUCUUCCCAUGGCUGGCCCAGACCGUGUUCCUGACAGGAGCUGUCCCCAGCUGCUCGGUGGGCAAGUGGGACCACGUAAUAAGUGCCAAAGGCCACACACGUGCCGGAGGGACAGACGCCUCUGCUGUGAGCCAUGUGCAGAUCUGACCAGCCCAGAGGCCAAUGGUCGGUGCCAGGAGCUGCUGGCCUGGUUGGUGUGUGGACACCCUCUCCCCCUCGGCCCAGGCCCCCGGACAGACUUUUUGCAAAGCUGCUGAAGCACGGAGGGUUUUGGUCCCUGCCCGGAUCCGUGGGACGCAUGUGGGACGCCGAGAGCCUAUUUUUGGCUUUGGACCGACUUGCCACGGGGGAGGAUGGAAGGACACAGCUGGGCUGGUGGGACGGACAUGGCAGGCCCCAGGAUGUGUGGGAGAAACUGUCUUUUGUUAGGUGCUGGGAGCUUCUGGCCAUGCCCAGCAACCCCUUGCUGGGGCCUCCUUGGCACCUCUUCACUAGCCAUAACCAGGAGAGCAGGUGGACCCCCUUUUGUCCACUGCCUGUGGGGGUGGGGAGCUCACACCGCUCCUGAGGUGUGGGGCCGGCUGGCACCCCUUUCCCUCCUGCCAACUUUCUGGCACUUAGAGAUGCCGGGACUCUGGCAGGCUGGGGUCCCCUCAGGGCCUCAACCAAUUACUUCAUUUUGCUUCUAAUGGGCCAAUUGUGCAAAGGGACAAAGCCAGUGGUCGCACUUUCCAAAGGCUCCCACGCUGCAAGGCCACUCCAUGGACAGCUGGCGUGGCCAUGGGCGGGUGCAGACCUUUCCGUGCCAGGGUUGUUUCUCUGACCAGGUGCUGGCCCUGCCCUGUCUGGAUGCGGGCUGCAGAGGGCCAGAAACCGCUACUGGCAUCUUAACCCUGCUCCUGUUCUGAACCACUUUUGUAUUAUUUGUUACUCUGGGCUUGUCCCCCCACCCACUCCAGGGGGACGGUUUUGACUGGGUCAAUCACUGAAACAGUCUCAUGGCCAAGACGGGCCGUACUGACCGUGUCCAACACUGGUGUGACCAUACCACUCUAUUUAUUACUGUUUGCGACACUGGAGCCCCCCUAAGACCCACAAUAAAGGAAGUGUAGGGCUGGGUGGCA
Messenger RNA from Suncus etruscus (white-toothed pygmy shrew), 10050 nucleotides. It is a transcript of the gene CELSR1, whose product is annotated as cadherin EGF LAG seven-pass G-type receptor 1. Gene Ontology annotation, molecular function: G protein-coupled receptor activity; calcium ion binding. Gene Ontology annotation, cellular component: plasma membrane. Gene Ontology annotation, biological process: homophilic cell-cell adhesion; G protein-coupled receptor signaling pathway; cell surface receptor signaling pathway. NCBI's taxonomy places the organism in Eukaryota, Metazoa, Chordata, Mammalia, Eulipotyphla, Soricidae. The record is from RefSeq and is a predicted model, not a curated record. The transcript has 35 exons.